Suhomyces tanzawaensis NRRL Y-17324 is the source of this 1434-nucleotide messenger RNA. RefSeq lists its product as uncharacterized. Lineage: Eukaryota; Fungi; Ascomycota; Pichiomycetes; Serinales; Debaryomycetaceae. The transcript has a single exon. Gene Ontology annotation, biological process: proteolysis. The coding region runs from base 1 to 1434 and encodes 477 amino acids. The record is from RefSeq and is a predicted model, not a curated record. Gene Ontology annotation, molecular function: peptidase activity.
AUGUCUCCUCAGUACGAAGUUUUUGAUUUCUUGAAAUUCAAGGACAUUGUGGUCCAUCGGUUGAAGUUCACCGUUCCUCUAGACUACGAAUCACCCCAAGGAACGAAGAUCUCCAUUGCAGCUAGUGUAGUUCAGAAGUUUUCAGCUACACUCCAUGCUGAUAAGAAAUUGAAUCAUUCCACUCUUUGCAUUCCUGAUGAUGCAAAAUUAAUCUGCUAUAUCCAAGGUGGGCCAGGCUUUCCAUGUGCUGUCCCUACAAGUAACAGCGGAUACACCAAAGUCCUUCUUGAUAAGGGAUACUCGGUAGUAUACCUUGACCAGAGAGGAACUGGUUUUAGUACCCCCUUGGAAGUGGGCACCAUUAACAAGUAUGUUGCACCAAAGGAGAAUGAAACUGAAAACGAGUUGGCUGCAAGACAGCUUGAAUUUGUAUUGCACUUCAGAGCUGAUUCCAUAGUGGAAGAUUUGGAGCACAUAAGAAAGGAUCUUUUGGGUGAAGCAAAAUGGUCCCUCAUAGGUCAGUCUUACGGUGGAUUUACGAGCUUUACCUACUUGUCAAAGUACGCUGAGUUUGUCAAAGAGGUGUUCAUUACUGGAGGUGUUCCUCCAAUCGGAUACACCUCGGAUCAAGUUUAUGAAGUUACUUAUGAUAGGACAAGAGAAAGGAAUGAACAUUACUAUGCGAAGUAUCCAGAAGAUUCCAAAAAGGUUAGGGAGAUUCUAACAUACUUGGAUAACCACAACACUAGGUUGCCAAAUGGCGGUAAUUUGAGCGUGGAAAGAUUUCAACAACUAGGAAUCAAUUUUGGACACUUUGGAGGUACUGACUCCAUCCAUCAAAUAGUGCUGAAGUUCUCCUACGAGUUGAAGCUUCUCGGUGGUCCAUCUUACCACACCUUGAAGUCUAUUCAGGACAUGUCUUCCUUUGAUACCAACAUAAUUUAUGCUUUCUUCUUGGAAGCAAUUUAUUGCGAUGGUAAUGACUCAAAAACGUUGUUAACCAACUGGUCUGCUGAUAGAUUAAGGUAUGCUCCAGGAAAUGAGAAAUUCGUGUUCAAGAAAGAUGCUGAAGAUGAUCAAGUAUACUUCUUUGGAGAGAUGAUUUACAAGUCUAUCUAUGACGAUUUCACUGAAUUGAGACCAUUCAAGGCACUUGGGCAAUUAUUGCAUUCCAAUCAAAAAUGGUCUAAGCUCUACGAUCCAGAAGUCUUGAGCAAAAUCACCUGGGAGAAGGUUCCGAUCGUUGCUGCUACCUAUGUGUAUGACCAAUAUGUUGACUUUGAUGUCACCAGACAAGUCAAAAAGAAUAUUUUCAAAAACAAUGGUAACUUGAGACAAUUCAUCACCAGUGAAUUCUUCCACGAUGGAGUCAGAGCAGACCCAGAGAAAGUCAUCGGUAAAUUACAUGAUUUACUAGAUGGCGAAGCUGACUAA